AUGCCUAAAAGGGUUCGUCUAGGUUCGUUACCAAGAACUCCGGGCGGUAGAAAUAUUCAGCGGGAUGCCGUUAUCCAUGCGGAAGAAAUUGAAGUGGAUGAUGUAGUUACAGUUAAACGUUCCAUGUUUCGACAAUGUGUGCCUGGAAACCCGUGGUUUGAGGGAGAUGCAAAUGAUCCCGAGGAAGAGGAGGGAAGUACGAUGGUUAAAUUUGUCGUACGCAAAUCCACAGAUCUGCGAAGGAUACGAUCAAUUAAGGAUCGGGUUGCCGCUCUUGUCUCCAGUCCAAUGGUUGAUGCUAGACCAAGACGCGAAAGUCCUGAAGACGUUUCCUCUGGGGCCAAAUACGAGCGGAACACAGUCACUCCGCUCCGAGUAGCACAUAAAGAUGACCUUAUGCAUACCACCUCCCGCCGUUUGUCGCAGAUGAUUAUGGACCACUUGAAUCCUGUGGCUACACCCGAACCAAUCCUCAGAAAAUCUCACCUCACCCGCGUUCAUCAGCUGCAGGAUCCUUCUAGUCUUACAGCAACUCCCGCUUCCAUGCCAUUCUCUAAUGCAGACAACAAAGAAAAUGCACAACCAAUUUCCGGAGGGUUGUCUCCCAUACAGGACGUGACUGCUAUGAAACUCGACCAGGCUCCUUUAACUUCAGAUCACGGAUCGCAAAAUCCUGAAAGUUUUAAUACAGUUAGUGCUUUUCGGGUGCUUUGUGAUCUGGAGGUGGUGCGUCUAAAGGUGCUAUGUGAAGACUGGAACGCGGUGCUGGGCGAGGAAGGUAGUUCACUUCCAAAACUUGCGGCUGACUCAAUUCGUGCAACAGUUGGGAAAUGCCAGUUGAUUCUGAAAAACAAAUUACCCUUUUUCCAAAGCUUGGUCGAGAUGGCGGAGCGUAGUUCUGAUGCAACAAGUCAAGGUGUCCCGAGAACCGACGUAAAUGACCUGGCCGGGUACUGGACCUUGGUGGCUGAUGAGAUCGCGCUAGUAGACGCGGCUUUUGACCGUCUGCGUAAAUGGCGCGAUCGAUGGAAUUGGGAUGCUUCACAAUGUCCCACCACACCACCACGUUCUGUGGUAGUUGCCGUACAACGUAGCAAAAGGACGACUUCAUCUACUCCGAAGCGAUUAGCUACUCCUCAACAGACAAAAAAAUCAACAAGGAACAUGCCGGGACGGAAGAUUACGGUGGAUAAGCUCUCUUCAGAGAUCAAGGAAGCAAUCGUCGAAUAUGUCCAGAAGCCCGCUCAGAAGCGUAAACCCCAGGCGAACUCCAAGUUCAGUGAUUUUUUGAAGGCCAGGAAAGCGGCUAUGUCAUCCAACCAUUCAAGUGCUGGUGGGUCUGUCACCAUCUUUGCUCCGCCAACAGAAGCGAGCGGCCUCAAAAUGUCGGAAGUGUCUCCGCUUGACCAAGGCAAUAUAUCUCUAACCCCCGCACACAAAGGAUGCCCCACUCCAGCUACCCCGAGACAAAACCAAAGAGAGACUUCAAGUGCGCUUUCUGCAUCUCCGGGUGGGACAGUGGCUGAAGCUACUCGCUCACGAACUCGCUCAGGCCAGGACAAAAGACGAAUAUCUUUUGCGCCAAAGUUGGCACACACGCCGGGUGGCCAUAUGUUUGGGUCUGGGAGCCCAAAAGAGGCGUAUCCGAUUACCCCUGCAAAUGUAUCUGGAUCGAUAGUUGCUGUCGCUCGAGUUCGUCGUCGCCACAACAAUCUCGUGGAAACUCUUAGCCCGUUGGGACUUCGACCGGUUUCCCGAUCAACGAAAUCCACCCCACGUUCCAAAUAAACUGCACUUCCGUUCUUGUCUUGUAGAAUGUUCACUUGUGCUCCGUCAAUGUUUACGUUUACUGUGUGUCUGUUUUCCGCGGCUGGUUCCAGAUUGCUGGAAUUACUUCCAUUUUGAUUACGCUAUACGUUUUUGCAACCUAUGACUACCACCGAUUAACUUUACCUCAGAUUUCGCACUGUUUUUGUCGCUCAUAAACAUCUCCCUCUAUUUGUCAAGUGUUUCGAGUUUCUCGCUUCUGUAAUCAUCAUCAUCAUCAUUGUCAGCUAUAAUGACCGCGUG
This is a messenger RNA of Opisthorchis viverrini, 2070 nucleotides long. RefSeq lists its product as hypothetical. Gene Ontology annotation, biological process: regulation of mitotic cell cycle; centrosome localization; signaling. The coding region runs from base 1 to 1788 and encodes 595 amino acids. Gene Ontology annotation, molecular function: microtubule binding. Gene Ontology annotation, cellular component: nucleus; spindle pole centrosome; cytoplasm. The record is from RefSeq and is a predicted model, not a curated record. NCBI's taxonomy places the organism in Eukaryota, Metazoa, Platyhelminthes, Trematoda, Opisthorchiida, Opisthorchiidae. The transcript has 8 exons.